Equus caballus (horse) is the source of this 2687-nucleotide messenger RNA. The record is from RefSeq and is a predicted model, not a curated record. NCBI's taxonomy places the organism in Eukaryota, Metazoa, Chordata, Mammalia, Perissodactyla, Equidae.
GAGCAGCGCGGCUGAAAGCAGCUGCAGCCCUUUGCCCAGGGGCCCAAGCUGGCGCGCUGUCCUCCUGAGGCCUGGUGCCCGCGAGCCUGAGAGCCGCCAACCGCCUUCAACCUUGGCCGUGCUUCCUGCGCUCUGGCGCAGCCAUGUUCCUUCUCCUUGCCCUGCUCGCUGAGCUUGGAAGGCUGCAUGCCCGCCUGGAUUCUGAAGGGGUAUUCCUGCAGGUCACAGUUCCACGGAAGAUAAAGUCAAACGAGAGUGAAGGUUUAGAGAAGCAGAUGAUUUAUAUCAUUACAAUUGAUGAAAAACCGUGUACUCUGCAUCUCAGAAAACACUCAUUCUUAUCCCAGAACUUUUUGGUUUAUGCAUACAGUGAAAAUGGAUCUUUGCAUGCUGAGUCUUCGUAUUUUAAGACGCAUUGCCAUUACCAGGGAUACAUUGCAGAUUUUCCAAAUUCAGUUGCGACACUCAGCAUCUGUUCUGGACUCAGGGGGUUCCUUCAGUUUGAAAAUAUCAGCUAUGGAAUUGAGCCGUUGGAAUCUUCAGCAGGAUUUGAGCACAUAAUUUAUCAAGUGAAAAAUAACAAUCCAGACAUACCAACGUUAUCAGAAAAUUACAGUGAUAUUUGGCAGAAAGACAAGCCCUAUAAGGUUCAUUUAAGCUCACAGAAGAAAACUCUUUCAAAACUAUUACCCCAAUAUCUAGAAAUGCACAUUAUAGUGGAAAAAGCUUUGUAUGAUUAUAUGGGAUCAGAAAUGAUGGCUGUAACACAGAAAAUUAUCCAGAUUAUUGGCCUUGUUAACACUAUGUUUACUCAGUUCAAAUUGACUGUGAUACUGUCCUCCUUGGAACUGUGGUCAGAAAAAAACCAAAUUUCAGCCAAUGGGGAUGCUGAUGAUUUAUUACAAAGAUUUUUGGCAUGGAAACAGGACUAUCUUAUCCUACGGCCUCAUGACAUAGCAUUCUUACUUGUUUACAGGAAACAGCCUAAAUAUUUGGGAGCAACAAUUCCUGGCACAAUAUGCAAUAAAAGCUAUGAUGCAGAUAUUGUUAUGUAUCCAGAUGCAAUAACUUUGGAGGGUUUUUCAGUUAUUAUAGCUCAACUACUUGGCCUUAAAAUAGGAUUAACAUACAAUGACAACAAUAAGUGUUCUUGUCUAAGAGCUACAUGCAUCAUGAAUCGUGAAGCAGUGGGUUCCAGUGGUAUAAAGAUUUUUAGCAACUGUAGCAUGCAUGACUAUAGAUAUUUUGUUUCAAAAUCUGAGGCUAAAUGUCUUCAUAACUUUUCAAAUUUGCAACCAUUAUACCAAAAUCAAUCAGUGUGUGGUAAUGGGAUUUUGGAACCUAAUGAAGAAUGUGACUGUGGCAGCGAAGAGGAAUGUCAAUUUAAGAAGUGCUGUGAUUAUAGCACAUGUAAACUGAAAGGGUCAGUAAAAUGUGGCUCUGGACCAUGCUGUACAUCAAAAUGCGAGAUAUCAGUAGCCGGCACUCCAUGUAGAAAGAGUAUUGAUCAAGAGUGUGAUUUUACAGAGUAUUGCAAUGGAACUUCUAGUAAUUGUGUUCCUGAUACUUAUGCAUUGAAUGGCCAGUUGUGCAGGUUUGGAACUGCAUAUUGUUAUAAUGGACAAUGCCAGACUACUGAUAACCAGUGUGCCCAGAUAUUUGGAAAAGGUGCUCAAGGUGCUCCAUUUGCCUGUUUUGAAGAAGUUAAUUCUCUGCGUGAUAGAUUUGGAAACAGUGGUUUUAAAAAUUCACAACCAUUACCUUGUGAACAGAAGGAUGUUCUCUGUGGAAAAUUAGCUUGUGUUUGGCCAGAUAAGAAUACAUAUAAAAGUGCUGUUCAGUCUGCAGUUUAUUCAUAUAUACCAGGGCAUGUAUGCAUAUCCGUAGCUACUGGGUCUUCAGUGAGAUCAGAUGGAAGAGAUUAUGUCUAUGUGGCUGAUGGCACUGUGUGUGGUGCACAAAUGUAUUGUGUAAAUAAAACCUGCAAAGGAGUUCAUUUAAUGGGAUAUAACUGCAAUGCCACUACAAAAUGCAAAGGGAAUGGGAUAUGUAAUAAUUUGGGUAAUUGUCAUUGCUUUCCUGGUUAUAAGCCUCCAGAUUGUGAAUUUCAGAUUGAUUCACCAGGGGGAAGUAUUGAUGAUGGAAAUGUUCAGAAAUCUGAUAUAGUUUUUAUUAAAAAAGGCUAUGAUACACAUCGGAACAACUGGCUUAUUCUGAGUUUCUACAUUGUUCUGCCCUUUUUCACAAUUUUCACCAUUAUGAUCAUGAAACGAAAUGAAAUGAGGAAAUCACACAACAGAGAAAAUGCAGAAUAUGAGGGUUCCCUGAAGCACGAUGCUUAAGAAGGGAAAGGAGGCCACUGAGUCCUUUUUUGUCUCCAGAAAAACAAGAUCAUUUGAGCAAGAAAAAUAGCAGACUGGUUAUUUACUAGGACCCACAAACUAUAUAAAUAAUUCCUCAUUAGAGAAAUACAGAAUUUUACAGCCAAAUCAAAACAGGAUCCUUUGAAGUCAAAAGGAGUUAAGUUUAAGUAAAGGCUGUGAGCAUGCUAGUCAAUUUCACUGAUGAACAGUAUUAGAAAAUACAUUUAGAGAGUUUAUCCAGUCACUGUGUAAUUACGUUUAGUUAAUGUGAGAAUAAUUGUUGGGUAAGGAAACCUGGUUAACAAAAGAGAAAAAUAAAACAUU